Messenger RNA from Eimeria maxima, 318 nucleotides. RefSeq lists its product as hypothetical. Lineage: Eukaryota; Apicomplexa; Conoidasida; Eucoccidiorida; Eimeriidae. The transcript is spliced from 2 exons. The record is from RefSeq and is a predicted model, not a curated record. The coding region runs from base 1 to 318 and encodes 105 amino acids.
AUGUUUUCGUGGGAUUUUACGAAGGCUUUCCAAGCAGACACCAGCAUCUUUUCCCCGUCGGCGUUGAGCUCCGGGCGUGAUGCCUUGACGCCGUAUCUGCCAUUUCGAUCCUCCAAUGUUAUGGCAAGGCAGUACGCUCAUGAUAACGUGCCAACAGCGCUGGUCCACCACGCGUUUGCAAGUCUAGGCAGUAGCAAUAAGGAAGCUGUCGGCGCACAUCCAUCUUCUUCGCGCGGCUACGGGGUCUGUUGCUUUGCAGAACGUAAGGGAACAGGCACGGAUAUGCAUCUGAAUCUAUGCAAGCUUCAGGACGACUAG